Musa acuminata subsp. malaccensis (wild Malaysian banana) is the source of this 4926-nucleotide messenger RNA. RefSeq names its product pentatricopeptide repeat-containing protein At1g09900-like. Gene Ontology annotation, molecular function: protein binding. NCBI's taxonomy places the organism in Eukaryota, Viridiplantae, Streptophyta, Magnoliopsida, Zingiberales, Musaceae. The record is from RefSeq and is a predicted model, not a curated record.
ACGGGUCACAGUGAAAACAAGCGAAAACCGACGCGUCGCGAUCUCGAAGCGUUGCUCGCAUCUCCCCUUCCCUCCUCGUCUCCUGUGGGUUUCAGGCCCACAAAAGAGGCGCGCCACCAUAAAUCCUACCAUAUCGAUCGCCUCCCCCGACGCCGAUCCUUUCGACUCGAUCGGUUUCCCGAGAUCCAUGUCACGUCUUAAUCUUUACGGCAUAGCACGAUGCCAAUGUUCGUUCCAGUUCAAGGUCAGCCGAUUCUUGCCUCCUGUUCUUUCGUGUGUGAAUCAAUUGGUAAUGGCCUUUGUAAUUGUCCAUCAUGCGCUUCGAGAUUUCUCUUUCCAGCUUAAUUUUUUAUGCGGGGAUUGGUGGGAAUUCUUGUUAUGAAAUGUUCUGCUGCUUCCACCUACGGUCGCGAUUGAUAUUUUAUGCGCAAUAAGUUGUAAUUCAUCUUUACCUGGUGGUCAAUUCUCUUUUGCGGUAGGCUCGACGGGAACGGAAUUCUUGCCCUUCACUUGUUCGAUGAAAUGACAGCAAAGUCUCCAAUCUUCGUUAUUCGGAGGCAUCUUCCCAUCUGGGUCUCCCUAAAUUAUCGUUCUUACACAAUUGCAAGUGCUGCACUUGUUCAGGGUCCUCCCAAAGAUGACAAAGACGCUCCAGAUUCUGCUGAGUUUGUAUCUGCGGUACAGGUGCUUAAGAAUCGGCUUCAUCCCGACAGACUUGUUCAUGUCUUGGAUUCUACAUCUGAUGUGACCUUGGCUCUUAAGGUGUUUAAGUGGGCUUCAAGGCAGAAAAGGUUCCAGCAGACAGCUGAGACUUAUGGCCAUAUGAUUUUUAAGUUGGGAAUGGUGGGAGAUCACGAAGAAAUGGAGGUUCUUUUGAACGAGAUGGUUAAUUUACAACUUCAAAAUAUAGAACAGACCUUUGAUUACUUGAUCCAUGCAUUUUGUAAAAAUUAUAGGCCUGUAGAAGCUUUACAGGUUUUCAAAAUUUCAAAUUUGGCAAAACACAGGGUAUCAGUCUCAACAUGCAACGCAUUAUUAGAUGCUUUUGCUUCACAGGGUGGAAAUUUUUGCUCGUUGAUGUUUGUCUAUAAGGAAAUGGUCAAAGCAGGGAUUCUUCCAGAUGUUGAAACAUUGAAUCACUUAAUAAAGGGUUUAUGUGACAUUGGGUGCUUGGACUUAGCGCUAACCCAGUUUCAUAGGAUGGAUAAGAAGCAGUGCUUUCCAAACAGCCAGACAUUUGAGAUACUCAUUAAAGCUCUUUACACUAGUGAACAAGCAGACAAAGCAGUUGAGUUAUUGAAUCAGAUGCUGGAUCUACAAAUCUCUCCACAUUUUGAUUUCUAUAAUAGUAUUAUACCUCUUCUUUGCAGCAUCAACAGAUUCAAAGAAGUCAUUAAGUUGCUUAGAAUUAGGGAAGAUGCAGGUGGCAAUCUGGAUUUACAUUUGUAUAGCUAUCUGAUUAAUUGUUUGUCUGCCAAUCAACAAAUAGAGAGUGCUGUAGAACUUAUUCGUAAAAUCACAAACUCAGGCCUUGCUCCUUUAACUAAUAUGUACAUGGAUAUUGUGGAUGGUUUCUGCAACAUUGGGAAGUUCACUGAAGCCAUGAGCUUCCUGGAUGAAGGACGAGUUUUGGAAAUCGAGCCUUACAACACCUUGCUCAAAGGUUUCUGCGAUGUCAGCAGAUAUCAGGAGGCAACUGUUUACUUGAAGAAAAUGGCUGAAGGGGGUUUGACUAAUGUUUUAUCGUGGUAUAUUCUUAUAAAAGGACUUUGUGAGGAAGGGCUUGUCAGAAAAGCAUUUCAAGUUAUGGGAAGAAUGAUUAUUUCUUCUUCUUCUUCUUUUGUGGUUGAUGGAACUAUUUAUUCUGCUAUUAUAACUGGGUACUGUAAGAUCGGUGCAUAUGAGAAUGCUUUAAGUAUCUUUAGACUGUCCUGUUUGUAUGACCUCUCUUUAGAUUCAGAGUCAUGCUCGCAGUUGAUUGAGGGUUUGUGUGUUGUGAAGAAGAUCCAAGAAUCUGCUGAGGUAUUUUACCACAUUAUUGGUAAAGGUGAUUUGCUUACUAGUAAUGCACUAAGUGAAUUAAUUCAAGGCAUCUGUCACAAUGGAAAGGUGCAGGAAGCCAUCAAAAUGCGUUCUCUCGCUGUUUUUAAUGGCUCAUCUUCUAAUUCAGUCACAAUUUCCACAAUAUUGCUUGGUCUCUUAGAUUUGAACAAGGAAAAAGAUAUCUUAACAUUCCUUUCCCAGAUUUUGGUUGAAGGAUGUGCAUUGGAUGUGAAGACAUACUGCAUUCUCAUUCAUGGCUUGUGUUCCAAGUUUAUGAUGAGAGAGGCUGCAAUUUUGUUCAACCAAAUGGUUCAUGAGAGCUUUAUUCCUAACUCUGAAACACUUGAGCUACUCGUGGUUAGACUGGCAAGUUGUUCGCAAUUGCAUUUGGUCAUGCAUAGUUUAGAUAGCCUGAUCAAGAAAUGUGGACUACUAAGUCCCACAAUGUGUAACGCAGUAAUAUAUAGUCUCAUGAAAGAGGGACACAAGCAUGAGGCCCGUAACUUUUUGGACACAAUGCUUGAUAAAGGGUGGGUCCCAGAUGCUGAGACCCAUGUUUUGCUUGUUGGAAAUAAUAAUAAAGAUGGGAGGAAUGAAAAUGAUGAUGUAUUUAAAGCUCUUGGUGAUGACAAAGUGAGCAAAAUAUUAGCUGAGGGGCUGGAAGAUUUUGACAAUCACAUGGCUUUGAGAUGAAUAGUGCCCUAUAGCAUAUACUUUCCUCUUCUGAAUUCUUUUCAAGUCUAGGCAGUUUUGAAAGAUUGCUCUUUGCUUUCCAUGAGCCGAACUGCAACUUCAAAUUGGAAUUUUACUUGACCACGAGGAACUCUUUGAUAUUGGAUGGCAAAUAUGUCUCUCAAACUUCUAUUUGAAGAUUGGGGUUACUUUGGCUGGGAACUUGUCAUCAAUUUCGGGGGGCUGGUGAUAAACCCAUAGUUGAUCACUAGAUGUCAAAUUCUCAUUGUGCCGUAUUGAUUUUAAUUGGUGCUCUGUAGCUCAAACCUAUAUGGGAAACGUUCUUAAGAGAGAAUUAUGACUACCAUGACAAAAUAUGUCAUUCUUGAGUGAUAUAUAAUCUGCAAUUCUGCAUGCGACCUUAUUCGAGUUUGAAAUCAGAUUUUCAUUUGUGAUGGCCUCAUAAUUCAUUAGGUACUAGAACAAGCUAUGUUGCGGUGUGUUGGAAUAGGCUUCCAACUUUUGGUCGGUUGCAUCAUAAUCAUCACUCAGACUGAUGGAUGUCCUAUUUGUAAGCUCUAGAUUGGCUCACCUAAUCAUAUCUUCUUUAAAUACUUCUUUCCUCAAACCUUUUGGGAUGAACUCCAGUUUAAGUUUGGCCUCCACCAUCAAUUUUUUGACUUUUGGAAUCAAGGACCCGGCUGGAAGAAAGCAGAGGUUUUGACAAACCUAAUUCCAAAUGGAUUCUCAGCCUCAUCUCUAUUGGAUUGUGGACUCUUUGGUUGAACAAGAAUGAAGCCAAACAUUGUCACCACAAGGCCAGGCCUUCCAACCUUAGUUCUGAGCAGAUCAAUAGGCAGAAUGACAGUAUCAGUCUCUGCACCUGUUGGGAACAUGACCUCACUCUGGAAUGUGAUGGAUCUCUCACUCUGUCCUGAUGCAGGUAUUUAAUUUAUAGUCGAAGACUCUACCAACUCAGUAAAGGUGGCUGUUUACGCUCACGGUAAAUCUCAUACUGCCUUGGAGGCUGAAGGUCUAGCAAUAUCUGAAGGGCUGAAGUAUGCAGAGUAGGCGAACAUGUCUAAAAUUUUGGGCUGCACAGAUGCAACUGACAGUUAAUUUUGUUAAUGGGGUCAAGGGCACUCAUUGGCACCUGAAAGCUAUUGUCUCUAACAUAGCAGAGCAUUGCAAAAGGUUGCAGGGAGCAAAGUUAUGGUAAUUCCCAUGAUACCUUACUGAUUCAGGUUUUUGACUUCCUGACUGGAUGUGUAGAGCCCUAUCUAGACGAGAACUGGAGUCACACUGCCUCUUGAAUUUAACAAUCGUUGUUGUUCGACUUGUUUGUACAAUAAAUAGCACUUAUAUGGCUGGUUUAGUUCAGCAUUUGACGAAAAAGAAGCUUGGAGAUGUGGCAAUGGCAGCUUUGAUUGUUCAUGGGAAGCUAUUUAGACACUUCCACAUGCGGUUAUGUGUGUGCAGCAUAACGAUUCAUUCUUUAAUAGAUACGUGAAAGAUUUGGUUGAUUCAUUUUCUAUUUCAUAAUCUCCAGAAGUGAAUGUGACAGGUUUAAUCGUAUGUAACUCAGUUGCAACUCUACUAGAAGGUGAUGACAUCUCAAUUAUUGAUGAUCAAAAUGAGCUAUUCAAUUCCUGUAACAAUUGCAGAAAAUUGGUCUUCUGGAUGAGGUGAAAAAAAAUGAAAGCUCUCCUAAAUCUUCAUGUUCUUCCAAGAAAAAAGAGAGUAAAUUUGCUGGCUUUCAGGCGCUGUCAGCUCAUCUAUCAGUAUGUCCCCCAGUGGCUGGGUUGACUAUCUCCUUUGCUCAUCCAAGCUGCAAUAUUUGUUUCACCAUUAGAAGGGAAUCAGAUUAGCAAUUUGAUGCAAGCUGCUCCUUCUUCAAUGGACUGUGUACGCAAGUUGGAGAUAAUUUUCUACUAUUAGAUUGCCGUCUCUCCCUCACUUGAGGUUUGAGUUGUCUAUGACUGAAGAUGAAAGUUACUGAUCAUGAACAGGUUCUGUGACAGCUACGCUUCCUGACUGAUUCAGGUCCUCCAGUUAAGGGAUAUGAAAUCAUGCCUCUGAUGAAGAAGCAUAAAACAUAUGAAGGGUGGAAGUCAACAUCACCCAAGUCAACCUUUCUCAAAGGAUGAGAAAAGGUAAAAUAAGAGGUGGCGGGAAGCCAGUGGAAGCAAGGUGAACAUUGAGUAGCUUCAA